AUGUACAAACUCGAGAUCAUGUCAACAACUAAUACGGCAAUCCUAGCCAUCGGCGUCCUCGCCAUCUACCUCACCUACCGCGCGCUCCUCCCCCGACCCCUCCCGGGCAUCCCCUACAACAAAGCAGCAUCCCGCUCCCUCCUGGGCGACAUGCCAGAAAUGCUACGCCACGCAAGUCAAACAGGCGAGUUGUACGACUGGCUAGGCGCCCAAAACAUCCGGCAUGGCUCCCCCAUAGUCCAAGUCUUUGGCCGCGGGCCCCUCGGCAGACCCUGGCUCGUCGUCUCCGACUUUCGCGAGACGCAGGACAUACUCAUGCGCCGCGGGAAAGAAUUCGACAGAUCCGCCUUCACCGCCGACCUCCUCGGCGGCGUGAUCCCGGAGCACCACAGCCGAUGGCAGACGGACGACGAGUAUAAGAGCCGGAAGAGGCUGGUGGGCGAUAUACUGACGCCGAGCUUCCUCAGCAAAGUCGCCGCGCCGCUGCUGCACGAGAGCACGAUGCGCAUGGCGGGGCUGUGGCGCGAGAAGGCGAGGUUGUCGAGGGGCCGGCCGUUCAGCGCGUUAAAGGAUAUCAGCCAUUGUGCGCUGGACGCUGUGCUCGGCUUCACUUUUGGUCCUGGCAUGGAGGGCCUCAGUGCGACGCAGCCGAACGUGGAUUUCCUUUCUGCCAUAUCUUCCUUGCCGUCCUCUGGCGAGACGAACAAGGGAGAUGCCGAUGAACCGGUGGUGUUUCCACAUGCGCCUCCGAAUCCCGCCAUUGAAGCUCUGUUCAAGAUCUCGGACAGCCUCGAGGUGGCGAUGAAGUCAUCGUUCCCGGUGCUCGCGCAUUGGUUCUUGCGCCAAAAACCCGCCUUGAAAUCGGCAAUCAAGAUCAAAGAAGACCUAUUGAAGAAGCAAAUCGACUUAUCCGCCGCAAGAGUACAGUCGGUAUCAGAAGGAGAGGUGAUUCGCUGUGCAGUGGAUGAGAUGGUGCGCAGAGAAUGUAGCCAGGCGGAAAAGGAGCAACGGCAACCAUGUUUCCACACGAGACUAUUUUGCGAUGAGCUAUACGGCUUCACCCUUGGCGGCCACGAAUCAACAUCAAACGCAAACCAGUGGGCCAUGAAAACCCUAGCCCGCCAUCAACAGCAGCAGUCCCAGCUCCGCGCCAGCCUACGAGAUGCCCUCCCAGAAGCAGUAGCCGCGAAACGCGUCCCCACCGCGCAGGAAAUCAUGCAGACGCGGUGCCCCUACCUAGACGCAAGCAUCGAAGAGCUCUUCCGCGUAUCGUUGACGGCGCCCAUGUGCGUACGCAGCGCCACGCAGGAUACCCAGAUCCUGGGCUGCGGUGUCCCCAAGGGUACCGUCGUCUUCCAGUUGUGGAACCAAGCCGACUACACGCAGCCCGGCUUCCCCGUUGAUGAGGCGCUGCGGACACCCGGGGCGCGGGCGGCGGUCAAGGGGCCAGGAUCUGCAGGUGGGUGUGCGGCUGACGUCGCAGGGUUCGAUACGGCGACGUACGCGCCUGAAAGAUGGCUCGUCAGGUCUGAAGAUGGCACAAGGGACGUUUUUGACGCGACGCGGGGUCGUAACAUGAUCUUCAGCAUGGGUCCUCGAGGAUGUUAUGGGAGAAAGCUGGCGUACGUGCAGUUUCGGAUGCUGGUGGUGCUCGUGCUGUGGAACUUCCACCUCGAAGAGCUUCCUCGAGAACUCAACACUCUGGGGGCUUAUGAUAAGUUAACGAGAGAGCCACAUGACUGUUUUGUGCGUUUGAAGGCCUUGCCGCUAUGA
Molecule: messenger RNA, 1773 nt
Organism: Colletotrichum orchidophilum
Lineage: Eukaryota; Fungi; Ascomycota; Sordariomycetes; Glomerellales; Glomerellaceae
Product: cytochrome P450 monooxygenase
Exons: 2
Coding region: 1-1773 (590 amino acids)
Molecular function (GO): heme binding; iron ion binding; monooxygenase activity
Source: RefSeq, a predicted model, not a curated record